AUGGUUCCAACAGCAGUAUUCAUCAUCCUACCCGUUGUCUUCGUUUCCCUCUGGAUUACUAUAUGUGUGUUGAGUAUUAUUUGUCGGAGCAGAGUUUCUAAUGGCAAAGUUAGCGGCGGUGGUGUUGGUGCUUAUGAUGGGAACCAAGUCAAUAUAGAUAUUGAUGAUGGUGGUAGCGGCGGAUUUAACCACGACAACAACAAUGGAUGGGGCAGUGACGCUGGAGGUGGCGGCUAUGACUUUGGUGGGGGAGGAGGAUAUGACUUUGGAGGUGGAGGUGGAGGCGGCGGAGGAGGAGGAUGUGACUUUGGAGGUGGUGGUGGUGGUGGUGACGGUGGCGGAGGUGGGGGAGGAGGAGGAGGGUGUGAUUCUGGAGGCGGCGGUGGUGGUGGAGGCUCAUCUGGCUAA
Cucurbita moschata (crookneck pumpkin) is the source of this 408-nucleotide messenger RNA. RefSeq names its product glycine-rich protein 5-like. The transcript has a single exon. Lineage: Eukaryota; Viridiplantae; Streptophyta; Magnoliopsida; Cucurbitales; Cucurbitaceae. The coding region runs from base 1 to 408 and encodes 135 amino acids. The record is from RefSeq and is a predicted model, not a curated record.